This is a messenger RNA of Podospora pseudopauciseta, 2345 nucleotides long. RefSeq lists its product as uncharacterized. The transcript is spliced from 3 exons. NCBI's taxonomy places the organism in Eukaryota, Fungi, Ascomycota, Sordariomycetes, Sordariales, Podosporaceae. The coding region runs from base 882 to 2021 and encodes 379 amino acids. The record is from RefSeq and is a predicted model, not a curated record.
CUCGGACACGCCGUUGAUGGCUUCCGCAGUGGAACUUGAACGCGCCGUCCCUAGUAGUGCAACGGUUUUGUCUUACCGCAGCGGCCAUCAAAAUUUAUAUUUCUGUGUUGGAAGCCGGAUGAGAGGACCUCUUCGUGGUCCAGAGAUUUGGCCGGGCAUUACUAUUCCUUUGAGCCAGUUGUGCCAGUUGUGCCAGGCUGGAGCCAAACACACAAUAUUAUAUCUCAGUUCCACCCUGCCCUGACAGCACCAUCACAUCACUCACAUAAGCUUGCAUAGACCCAAAAUCAUCAGGUACAACCGAGGCUGGGCACCAGAGCUUUCAGAAAGCAGGCCACAUCUUUAUCCAAAGACCCCGAAAGACUUCGCUUAUUGCUUGACCAGUCUCGUUUCUCCAAGAGGAACCCAGACGGCACAUGCACGGCACAGCAUCACUUACACCCCCCGGUCGAAUAGGUGUGCUUCCUCUCAUGGGCAAUGCAACGCCCUUCUGCAGUUUAUUAUUUCUCUUUUCUUUCUUGUAGAUGUGACUGCUACCCACACGAGGCACGACGUGCUUAUCCUGCUGCUCAUCUUUUCUUUCUCGUGUCCCGACAACUACCUGGGUUGCUUGCCGGCCAUGCCCCGGAUGUCAUAUUGACGAUCUUUACCUUUUUACUCCGUCCCCUGUUGCUUACACUGCUCCUGAGCAAGUGGUGGGCAUUAGCAACCGCUCCACAGUGAUCUUAGCAUUGCCCCAGUUUCUAUCUUUUCUCUCUCCUUUCCAGGACAGCUUCCUUGCUCAGACUCGGGAUAACUGCCGUGGCCUUUUCUCACUAAAAGGAAGGGGACCACUCCCUUUGGCCUCCCUCCCCUCCAUCUUGUCAGAUCAACAUUUCAAGAUGUUUGAAUACGUCGAGUUUCCGAUCCUCCCGAUCGUCAAAACCCAUCUCAUCAUCAACUGUGUACUAGCCGUCAUAACUUUGGUGAUCCUUGGGCUGAGACUCUUUGCUCGCUUCCUGACGGGAGCUGGCCUGUGGUGGGAUGACUACCUCAUUCUGUUUGCCGUCCCUCAGGGCAUGGCCAUGGUAGUGAUUCAGGGCCUUUGGGCACCGAUGGGUGUAGGAUAUCCAAUGGCCGAGACCGCUCCAAAUAUCGAACACAUCCUGAAGAUGCUCGUCUCAUACGAACUGAUCUAUGCGACAUCCAUCAGCACCAUCAAGCUCAGCGUCCUCAUCUUUUACCUCCGUGUCUUCGUCAACAAAACGAUGCGCAUGGCCACCAAGGGCGUCAUCAUUUUUGUUUGUCUCUGGUCUGUUGGGAAUAUACUGCAGGUGUUUCUGAUUUGUCGUCCUUUUGCCGCCAUCUACACCGUCGCUCUGAUGCCAACAGCGCAAUGUGGUGACCAAGUCGGGUCUUUUAUUGCCAUUGGCGCGUUCAACAUCAUCACCGACGUGUUGAUCCUGACGCUCCCGAUUCCAACAGUGUGGACUCUGAAGACCUCCAAGGGCAAGAAGAUCGCCCUGACAGCCGUCUUCUUGGUUGGUUUACUCGUCAGCGUGGUCGCCAUGAUCCGCAUCGUAACCCUCACCCAGCUCGACCUCGUCAACCUGACCGAAUCCAUGGUCUGGGCCGACUUCUGGUCCGCGACCGAGCCCAACCUCGGCAUCUUCUGCGUCAGCCUCCCCAUGCUCGGCACCCUCUGGACCCGCUAUUUUUCUCGCAAGAGCCCCUCCAAGCUCGACCCGUAUCACUCCUCUGAGAACGGCACCAACGGCACCAACGGGUUCAGCAAGCUGAAGAACAGCUCCAACCCCGGCACCGACACGAUCGUGAUGGAAGAUUUGUACGCACCGAACAAGGAGGUGUAUCACAAGACGGACGUUGCUGCUACCACGCCGGAUGGGGAUAGGGCGGGGACGCCGCUGAGGGCGAAUAGCUCCGAGGAGGCGCUCACGAUGCAAGUGGGGGAUCAUCGGAACUAUCAUAGGCAGCCGGAGGGGAUUAGGGUGCAGACGAAGUGGACUAUUUCGGUUGAUUAGAAUGGUGUACAACAGCUUUUUUACCUGCCUACACAUACAUCUACGGGCACAGUUUCUUGUUUGUUGGCUUACGGCUUUCAUUAGAUACGGAUUAUUGGAUUGGAGUGCAAAUUCUUCAUGUACAUCACCAUAUUUGGAGACUCAUAUUUUUCUUUUUGCGUUUUGGGAGGAGGGGGACACGAAUAUAUGAGUGAGGUGGGAAAAACAAGGCUCGGGAAAAAGCAAAUCAGUUAGAUACGGCUACCUACGGAUACCUACUACUAGAGAAAUCAAUCACAUUAAAGACAACAAACACUCAGCUAUUCAGCGUCUGCUUUCACGGAG